UGUUGGAGGGGUUAAAAAUUGGAGCCACCGAUGCAUUUAUAUUAGGGUGGAUUCAUAAAAACACGACAGUGGAGCCUGGGACAAUCCAUUACUGUGAUUGAGCAGUGACCAAUAGAAAGGGAGGAAGAAGAUCCAACAAGAUUGAGCAAACUUCAGACCCAGGCACAGGACUCAACGGUAUAUUCCUGGACAGCAAGGUACUAUAAUGGCAACCACAAUCUGUUUCAUCAUCUGGUUGUUAUUGAUAGCAGAUACUGCAUGGACUCGAAGUGUGAGGCAGGUCUAUGAGGUAAAUGAGCCAGACGAUUGGACUAUGCAUGACUUCGAUUGUCCCAGGGAAUGUUUCUGUCCCCCCAGUUUCCCUACUGCUUUAUACUGUGAAAAUCGAGGUCUCAAAGAAAUCCCUGCUAUUCCUUCAAGGAUCUGGUAUCUUUAUCUUGAAAACAACCUGAUAGAAACCAUUCCUGAGAAGCCAUUCGAGAAUGCCACCCAGCUGCGAUGGAUAAAUCUAAACAAGAACAAAAUCACCAACUAUGGAAUUGAAAAAGGAGCCCUGAGCCAACUAAAGAAGCUGCUUUUCUUAUUUCUGGAAGAUAAUGAGCUAGAGGAGGUACCUUCUCCAUUGCCAAGAAGUUUAGAACAAUUGCAAUUAGCUAGGAACAAGGUGUCCAGAAUUCCUCAAGGGACUUUCAGCAAUCUGGAGAAUUUGACCCUUCUUGACCUGCAGCACAAUAAACUAUUAGACAACGCCUUUCAAAGAGACACCUUUAAGGGACUCAAGAACCUCAUGCAGCUAAAUAUGGCCAAGAACGCCCUGAGGAGUAUGCCACCAAGAUUACCAGCCAAUACAAUGCAACUAUAUUUAGACAACAAUUCCAUUGAAGGAAUACCAGAAAAUUAUUUUAAUGUGAUUCCUAAAGUGGCCUUCCUGAGGCUCAACCACAACAAAUUAUCAGAUGCAGGUCUCCCUUCAAGUGGUUUUAAUGUAUCAUCAAUUAUAGAUCUUCAACUGUCUCACAAUCAACUCACAAAGGUUCCCCGAAUCAGUGCUCAUCUCCAGCAUCUUCACCUUGAUCAUAACAAAAUUAAAAAUGUGAACGUCUCUGUAAUAUGUCCUACCACUUCCACCCUGCCUGCAGAGCACGAUAUCUUCAGUUAUGGACCUCAUCUUCGCUACCUCCGUCUGGAUGGAAAUGAAAUCAAACCACCAAUCCCAAUGGAUUUAAUGACCUGCUUCAGGCUCCUGCAGGCUGUCGUUAUUUAAACACAUCUUCGACAAUCUAAAAUUGGUUUAAUGAGCUAAUACUUCUGAUAUGAAAUUUGGUUACCAUUCAUAGGUUUAAGACAAAAAUCUCGUUUCCCAUUCUCCUUGGCCACCAUUUUCGUUUGUGCAGCUUGUUUUUUCUAUUCAAACGCGCUUUUGCCAAUUCCAUGUAGCACAGCUUGCUUUUCUUUAAUUAAUAGAGUAGACACAGAGUUAAGAUAGUUUAUUAACUCAAAGAUAGCUUUUUUUUUUGGUCUCUUUCACAGCUUACUAAUACCAAAUAAUGCAAUUGUAUUGUUAGGCAAUAGAAAAGACAUAUUCGUUUGCAUAUGUUGAAAAUUAAUUAUGCAGAUACUGUAUUCAUAGUAUAAAUACAGUAAUCUAACAGGAGGAGGAAGAUCUGAAGAAAAUGAAAACAUAAGAUAUUUCUUCACCAUAAUUAUAAAGAAAUAAAUUCAGAUUGCUAAGUGGCUUUUGUAGCUAUAAGUCUCAUGUUUAGUUCAAGAAUGGGUAUGAAAUGCAUCAACUACUUUAUAGCAAUAGAGUUCUAGUCAUUUAAUGCCAAAUAACAGAGCAACAGUCAUUUUUAGUUCAUUACUAUUUCUUAUAGGUGCUUUUCUUAGAACUAAUACAGUAUACUCUAGCGAUUAAAUGUCUUAAGUUUCACAUUUACUAUAU
Messenger RNA from Ceratotherium simum simum (southern white rhinoceros), 1942 nucleotides. NCBI's taxonomy places the organism in Eukaryota, Metazoa, Chordata, Mammalia, Perissodactyla, Rhinocerotidae. The record is from RefSeq and is a predicted model, not a curated record.